GUUCAGCUGUUUAGACACCUUCAGUUUUGACACUUUCCCAUUUUUUUUUUAUCCUUCCCUUAUAUUUUGAUAUAUUUGUCAGUGGAUUCAAUAACAAAUCGUGAAUUGUUAUCUCAUUAGUGAGAUACUUGUUGUCUGCAUAGGCAAUGGUUGUUGUUAGUGAGAGUUGGAUGAAAAAUAUUCAAUAUGAAUCAUAUCUGAUGAACAACAGUAACUCUAUGGUCAUUCCGGCUACCAAUACAAUGACUGCAAAGGCUGUGUUGAUAUGUCGGGAGAACUCCCAUCCAUUCCAAGACAGAACAUUAUCCUUGGAGGAACCAAUCAAAAUUGGGAGAUCUGUUGCUAGAGCAAGGUCCACCCCAACCAAUGCCAUUUUCGAUUGCAAAGUGCUCUCCAGACAUCAUGCUUUGUUGUGGUAUGAAAAUGGAAAAUUCUUCCUCCAGGAUACUAAAAGUAGCAAUGGUACUUUUGUAAAUAACAACAAGUUAUCAUCUGUAGAAUCCGAGUCCCACGAAGUGAGUUCUGGAGAUAUAGUACAAUUUGGUGUAGAUGUAGUUGAAAAUAAUAAUAGGAAAGUCACACAUGGAUGUAUCAUAGCAACAUUAAAAUUGUAUCUGCCAGAUGGGAAAGAAGCCAAAGCAAGUCCCAGUUUUGCCGAAGGAAAUCGCCAUGGAGUGGUGCCGUUAGAUGAAUUGUACAAACUUAAUCAAAUAAUCCAAGAAGCUAGUCAAAGAGAGCAAUGUUUAGAGAAGAAGUUGAGAGCUUUACAGCGAGUUGUGGAUUCGACACGCCAAGCGGCGGAUGAAAGCUGGCAGGCUUGCGUCGUCGAGGAAAGACUUUUAUCUAGAAUUGCUACACUGGAGAAGCAAUUAAGUCAGGCCAAUAAAGGCUCGGGAGAUGAUAGACUGCGCGAAGAGAUUACGAAACUGCAAGAAGAUCGUACUCAGUACCAAACGGCUGCGAAGGAGGUACUUAGGAAGUUACAUGCAGAUCGGUUAGCUGCCGUCGCUCGAGCUACAGAACAAGAGAGAUCACGAAUAUCCGCAGAAAACGAAUCUUUAUUAGCCAAGGAACAAUUGGAGCAAGUUCAAACAGAAUUACAAGAAGUGGCUCAGAAAUUAACGGAAGCUUGGAAGAAGGCCGACGAGGAACGUUUGAAUUUCACAGAGAAGGAGAAAGAGCUUCAGGACAAAUUAGAGGAAGAAUUGAAGAACAUCGAUAAAUUGCAAAACAAUGUAGGUUUAAGUGAAAAUCAAACUGAGUUUGAAAGCAAAUUAAUUUUUGAUGAGUAUGCUAAAUUCAAGGAGUUUAAGCAAUUUGAAAAUGAGGAGGGCGAAGGCGAUCAAACUAAUAGGAAUGUUCCCGGCGAGCCCCAGCAAAACCACAUUAAUUUAACUGUGGCACCCGUCAGUGAACAUGUAAAUAACAAUAACCAAGCCAGUGAAGAAGAUGACGAUGAAGAAGAUGAUGAUGAUAGCACCGAUUGCAAUUCCGUCAACGAAGUGAACAUCAAUGAUUGCGAGCCAGAAGAGAGUGAAAACAAGGACGAGUUAGUGAAAGGUAAAGAGAAUGAAAUUGAAAAGAAAGAGGAGUGCGAAUUGGCGGAUGAGGUCGAGGAGGUGCGGCGCCCAAAGGCCGUGGAUACGAGAACGUUGAAAUACCAUAACCAAUCCGCUCAAAACGAACUGAAGAAACAAAUCGAGCAAAUGUCGAUCGUUUCGUGCGCGGACAAAACAAAAAUCGCGCUUCUGGAGAAAUCAUUGAUGACUGAGAAGGAGACUAUUUCGUACCUGACAAGUAAACAGACUAGUUUGAAGGAAGACUUGGCGUUCAUCGAAGCCAAGUACGUCGAGAGUGCUUCUGAAUCGGACUCGUUGAAGAAGAAGAUCGAGGCUUUACAAGCUGAGCUUAGCAAAGCCGUAGCGCUCACGAUGACCACCGAGAAGGCAACGCAAAUCGACCAACUAGCAGUAGAAAAAAGCGACAACAUAUCUCAAGUUCAAGAGCUUGAAGAGGACCUGGUGUCCUUGAAAGAACGGUACGCUGCCAUAACCGAAGAGAAGAUUGCCAUCAACAAAGAUAUGCUUAAUUUGCACGAUAAGUACAACGCUCUUCGCGAUCGCUCCCACAAUGUGCUCUUCUGCUACAUCGCUCCACUCGUACUCAUGGUGCUCUACCUACUCAUUAGCUCAAUGUUUUCCUGAUUCACGGCCCUCCUUUUAAUUUUCUUCUAUUUCGUUCUUGAAUACUUAUUGAAAAUCAUCAAAGAAACGUAAUGCUCGUUUCCGGAGCCAACCACCAGAAAUAUCUUAGAGAUCUUUUAUAUUAACCAUUUUAUUAAUACGAAUUUUUUAUAAGAGAAUUUACCGGCAAUAUAAAUAUAUAUUAUAUAUAUAUAUAUAUAAUGAGGCGCAAGCAAAUUUUUAUAUAUAUACAAGUAAAGUCUGCACAAAGUGGCAAGAGUAAUAAUUAUAAUAUGUAUUGAGUGCUCAAUAAAUGUAUUUUUUUUUUGGGAGUUCGAUACGCGUUAUAUAAUAUAUACAAUGUUGGGAAGUAUGUGAAUUAGUUACGUUUGUGAUUUGCUACUAUGUACAAAGAAGGACUAAGGAUAAUGUGGAUUGUGGAAAGAUUUAGGUAACAGCCUUCGGCGGGGGCGCGAAACAUUUUUUUUUUAUUGUUAUAUGCAUUAAAAGAGUAAUAACAAAGAGAUAUUAAAGACAGUUUGUAGAGUACAGUUAGAUAUGUGGAUUUAAAAAAAUGUUUUUAAAGCCUGUUAUUAUAUAAUUAUUGUUUAAAUAUU
Nicrophorus vespilloides is the source of this 2800-nucleotide messenger RNA. It is a transcript of the gene Slmap, whose product is annotated as sarcolemmal membrane-associated protein. The transcript has 7 exons. Bases 147 to 2204 code for a protein of 685 amino acids. NCBI's taxonomy places the organism in Eukaryota, Metazoa, Arthropoda, Insecta, Coleoptera, Silphidae. The record is from RefSeq and is a predicted model, not a curated record. Gene Ontology annotation, molecular function: protein binding.